UGAACCGUUAUGUUACAUUAAUUAAUUUAUUUAAUCUAAAACUUCGAUAUUCUCAAAGUGUUAUGUGACGGUUUGUUAGAGAAAUCUAUAUUCUAUUAUUACAUUUAAAAAUGGCUGAAGAUUAUUUUAAUCUGAAGCGAAAAUUAGAAGAAUUAGGCUACAAUAACUCUUUGCCUUUGGAGGCAGUUCCUCUGGUAGAAUGUGUGCUCGCAGAUCUGCUUCAAACUACAAGGAGCUUACAACAUUACAUGGACUUAUCAAAAGAAGCUCUCAUGCAAAGAGACUCAUUGAUGCUUGAAGCUGAACCAUACAAAUGUGACAAUGCCAAGCUCAUUCAAGAAAAUAAUCAAUUACACAAACACAACAUGAAAUUAAAGGAAGAGUACUUGAAAUUGUCUAAAGACAGUAAAAGGAAAAUUAAAACACUAUCUGAUGAGCUUACAAAAAAGGAAUCAUUGAUAAGUAAGUUGCAGCAUGACAUUAGAGACCUGAGUCUCAGAGGGUUGUGUGCUGGAACCCAGAGCAGCCGUAAUAAAAGUAGAAGGAAAGACUGUGGAGAUGAUAAUGUUUCUCGGGUGUGUUUCUGCAAUGACAAGUUAACUAGUUCUGAUAGUGAUAUCACAGAGCUCACGAAGAAAAUACAAAGUCUGGAGGAAAAAAAUGGAGCUUAUUUUGACGAAAUAUCACUUUUGAAGAGUCAAAUUGAACACAGGGACAAUGAAAUUAUAAGGCUGAAUAUUCUUCUAGAAGGUGGAAGGCCUCUAAAAGCUGUAACCAGAGAUGUUUGUAGUUCACAUACUGAUAAAAAAGUACAAGACUUGCUUGUGCAACUACAAGAUAUAGCUGCCGAAAAUAAUGUACUGAGAAAACAAGUUGCAGAUGCCUUAGAAAAACAACAUGAGGCUAUGAAACGGGCACUAAAUCUUGCUGAUAGGAAUAAGACUUUACAUGAUGAAUUGAAAAAGAUGGACUCAUUAGCUUUAACUGUGGAAGAUGAUUGUAAUAAAAGAAUGGCUACUAUGUCAAAUGAGAUGAGUCUGUUACAAGCUAAAGCUGAAAACCUGGUUAAGAAGAACUCAGAACUUAUGAAAGAAAUUUCACAAUCACCUAAACUAGACAGACUUCAACUAGAUCUGAAUAUUGCCCUGAGAGAAAAGGAAAGUCUGCAGCAAAAGGUUGCAGAUCUAACUGAAGUCAAUAAUACUUUACAAGACAAAAUUCUAUCUUUUGCUUCUAACACAAAUUCUGACAGAGAACUUAGUGCAAAAAGAAAAUGUCCAACUAAAGACGAAUUACAAAAACUUCUAGAGGAAGAAAGAAAGAGAUAUGAGCAAUGCAUGAUGAAAUUGCAAGACCAAUUAACUGAAACAACAACUAUGUUUAACACACAUUUAUCAAAGUGUAAAGAUAAAAGCCCAAGAACUAUUUCUCCAGAUACAGCUAGAAUUAAAAAUCUUUACAAUCAACUAUGUGAAAGUCAACAAAAAAUACUAAUGUUGAAAAAAGAAAAUGAAGAACUUAAAGCAAAGUCUACCAUGCAAGAUGAAGGUUAUAAACAAAACUAUAAAGAUGUAAUUAGUCAACUUAAUGUUGAAAAUGCAGAACUUUCUAAGGAAAAUAUUUCAUUAAGCAAUCAACUGAGUCAAUAUAAAAGUAUGAAAUUGGCACAAUAUAAUACAGAAGGUGAAUAUACUAAACGCGAUAUAUUAAAGCUUCAAGAUGAAGUUGACAGGUUAAGAGAGAGUAACAAUGUCUUAAGAAAAGACAAGGAGCAAUAUAUAACUUUAUACAAAGAAUCUACAGAUUUAGUUGAAAAGUUAAAACGAGAUUUAACUUUCAAGCACAGAGAAAUAGAACAGUUACAGGAAGAAAAUAGUUCUUACAAAAUGACACACCGCACAGGAAAGGCAUCUGCUGAUCACCUCAAAGAAGAAUGCCACUUCUUAAGAGAGCAAAUAAAAAGAAUGCAAUCUGAUGUAAUAAAGGAGAAGACAUUGGCCAAUCAAAUUAAAAAUAUACAAAUGGAAACAGAAAGAAGCAGUAAUGAAGUCCAAAGUGAGUUAUUUUGUACUCAAAAGAAAUUAAGCCUAUCUAAGGACACAAUUGAAUCAUUACAAAGGAAAUGUAAUGAUUUGCAAUCUGACAUAACUUCGCUAAACCAUGAUAAAGCAAAGCUAAUGGAGAAUUUAAAAAAGAUUGAUAAAGACAGAGAUAAAUUAGUUUUAGAUUUGGAUCACAAGACUGAAGCUGUAAGUAUUCUUGAACAGAAAGUGAAAUCUCAGAGCCAUGAGAUAAAUAAACUAGAAGAUGAAAUUACCGAGCUGAAAAGAAGACUAAACCUGACCAAAAUAUCAGAACACAAAUUGGAAGACUUUGAAACACAAAUUCAAUUUCUAAAUGGAGAAAUUUUACGCUUGAAUCAGCAAUAUGAUAAUGCUGUGAUGGAAAAUAAACAUUUGCAAAAUAGUUUAGCUGAGGCAAAUGGAAGUCUGAAAUUAAAUAAAAUUGAAUAUGAGAAGUCUAGAAGAGAAGUUGAUGGCCUUAAACAACAAUUACAACAUUAUGUAGCAGAGAUUAGGAGAAUUGAAGAGAUGCUCUCACAAAAAGAAGCUGAAAGAUCUGACAUGCUAGAACACUUUGCAAGUUUAUCUGUGGAAGCAAAUAUAUUAGAAAAUACGAAUCACUCCUUGGAGAGUGAAUCUGCUUCAAAAUCACUACAAUUACAAACAUACAUUAGCAAAAUACAGGAUCAAGAAGAAAGGCUUUUGGAUAAAGAUAACACCAUUGACGCCCAAUCAGCCAAGAUUGCAACAAUGACUUGUAGGAUUAUUGCCUUAGAAAAUGAGGUGAAAUUAGUUACUGAGGAAAAAGCACUUCUUGAGCAGAAUGUGUCAUACCUGAAGCAGAUGUGUAGCAACCUUCAGAAGGAAUCAGGUCAAGCAUCACAUGGCUUGAGUGAGGCUGAUUCAGAACUACAACUUUAUGAAAAUAAAAUAAAGAGUCUUUCAAAAGCAAAAGCAAGGUUAGAGGAAGAAAAACAUGAUGUAAAAGGCAACUUGGAAACAACUGAAAAAUUGCUGGCAAAUGCAAGGAGAGAGGUUGUGGAGCUAAAAUUGGCUCUGCAGGAUGCUACGGCUGAAACAAAAUCUUUGCAGGACAGAAUUAAUAGGCUAAGUCGCGUAGAAACUGAAAUUCAUGAUUCUACAUUGACUCGGGAAUUGGAGCUACCUCUUAUGUUGGAAGAAACAAUACAUGAGGUCAGCCAUGAGGAAGACGAAGACAGCACACGUUUUCAUGAAAUACAUAAAAGAUUUUCAAAGUACUCCCAUGGAAGUACUUUAUAAAAUCAAGGAUUAGGCUCAUCCACAUAUUACGUCACAGCGUAAGGGGAGAGGGGGAGGGGGAGGGGUGUCAUACUAAAUAUGACAAUGCAUGUUAAAGGGAUACAAAAAAGCGUGACAUAGAGGGGGAGAGGGAU
This is a messenger RNA of Leguminivora glycinivorella, 3478 nucleotides long. RefSeq names its product centrosomal protein of 135 kDa-like (gene Cep135). NCBI's taxonomy places the organism in Eukaryota, Metazoa, Arthropoda, Insecta, Lepidoptera, Tortricidae. The record is from RefSeq and is a predicted model, not a curated record. Bases 111 to 3344 code for a protein of 1077 amino acids. The transcript has 2 exons.